Molecule: messenger RNA, 702 nt
Organism: Trachymyrmex cornetzi
Lineage: Eukaryota; Metazoa; Arthropoda; Insecta; Hymenoptera; Formicidae
Exons: 3
Coding region: 190-501 (103 amino acids)
Source: RefSeq, a predicted model, not a curated record
GGUGGUUUCCAUCUCGACGGACGCGCGGACGGGCAUGACAAGGCCGGGAGCGAGGCGGCCGUCGCGCGUCGAUCGAAAUCCGUAUCUGUCACGAGCGCCACUGCCACCAUCGUCGCUGUCGUUCGCUGGCUUUCACUUUUCCGUCGCGAUAUCUCGUAUCUUGAUCGCGCGAGAGAUACGGUCAGGAAAAUGGAACGGAAAUUGAUAAUGAUAUGGAACGAUCGAAACAUUUUAUUGGUAUUUUGCUUUUUCAUCACGUUAAUCAUCCUCACAUCGGCAUAUGAUCCAGAUGACAAGUCCCUAAAGGAUAUUCUCUUACCAGAAGGUCAGUUCGAGGCAUUUUACCUGAAAGGUACGCAAGACGAGGAGCAAAACGCCGUGAGACCGCCGCAUCUUCAUGGGUCCUUUCAUCAAUACCGAAAUCCUGCAUUGGUUGAUGCGCCGAAUAGCGCCGCAUAUGGAUUUCGUUUCGACGGAAAACGCCGCUUUAACUUCAGUUAAACUAUCACAAAUAGUUAAAAAAAAAGAAUAAAAGAAACACUGAACAUGGAUAACCAACGCUUUCAUUGCGGUUAUCGUUGAAAUCUUGAAAUAUGAAGACUAAGAGUGCAUGGAUGCCUGGUAGUUAGUGGUUAAAGCAUUCGUAUCAUUUUGUUUAGUCAAGCGUGCAAAUUGAAAGUGUUUAUGCAUAAGGAAAUUUAA